AUGACCGUCUCAUCCUAUACACCCAUCGACCCCACCGCUCCCGAUGACCAACAGGCAUCCGCCCGCGCCUCACGCCUCUCCUUCCUCCUCGACAAAUCGACCAUCUACGCCAAGAUCAUCGGCGACCGUAUGGCUCGCCAGCAGAUCGAGAAGCGCAAGGCGGAACAGCGAGCUGAAGUGAGAAAGGCCAACAAGGAGAAGAAGGCCGAGGUGGAGGAGCCUGUGGCCAAGGGGAGGGCCAAGGGAACGAGAGCAAGUGCGAGGGAGAAGAAGGUUGAGCCUGUGGAGGCGGAGGUGGAGGAGGUGAAGGGGAAGAGAAAGAGGCAGAGCGUUGGGGGGAGAGGCGAGAAGAAGGCCAAGGUGGAGGAGGAAGCCGAUGAAGCUGAACCCCUCGAGUCACCUACCAAACCUACCGGCGACGCCGACAACGAAGCCGAAGCCGAAGAAAACAUCCAAUACUCCUUCAAACAACCCGAGCUCGUCACCGGUGCCAAACUCCGAGAUUAUCAACUCGCCGGCGUGCAAUGGAUGAUCUCUCUCUACGAAAACGGCUUGAACGGUAUCCUAGCGGACGAGAUGGGUUUGGGCAAAACUCUGCAGACCAUCUCUUUCUUAGCGCAUCUGCGCGCAAAGGGGACGUGGGGCCCGUUUUUGAUCGUCUGUCCGUUGUCGGUUUUGAAUAAUUGGAUUAUGGAGUUUGAAAAGUUUACCCCUGAUAUCCCUGUGAUCAUGUACCACGGUGCCCCCGACUAUCGCGCCGAGCUCCGCGCAACCCGUCUUCAACCCCCCACUGCUACCCCCAUGGGCAGCACUUCCGCCAAGACCAAGGGUCGUAAAAACACAAAGACCGGCGGCAACACUACGGCCUCGUUCCCGAUUGUCGUCACGACGUAUGAUAUAUGUAUGAAGGACAAGCAGUUCUUGAGUGGGAUCAUGUGGAAGUUUAUCGUUGUUGAUGAGGGGCAUCGGUUGAAGAAUCUGGAUUGCAAACUUAUUAGAGAGCUCAAGUCGUAUACCAGUGCCAACCGGAUGAUCUUGACCGGUACUCCCCUACACAAUAAUCUCGCCGAACUCUGGUCCCUCCUCAACUUUAUCCUCCCCGACAUAUUCGACGACCUCGACUCGUUCCAACAAUGGUUCAAUUUCGACGAGAUGAACAACAACACCACCACCGACUCUCUCCUCGACAAGACCAACGUCGUCUCCUCUCUGCACGCUAUCCUGAAACCAUUCUUGUUGAGGAGGUUGAAGGUGGAUGUGGAGAAGGACCUGCCGCCGAAGAAGGAGUAUCUGCUGUAUGCGCCGUUGACGCAGAUGCAGAAAGACGUCUAUCAGGCGAUCGCUACGGGCAAGAUUCGGGAGUACCUUAUCGACAAGGUAACCAACGGUGACUCUGGGGCCAACACACCGGUUGAAGAGCCUGAACCCGAGGUCGCAAGAGGCAAGGGGCAGAGGAAGAAGAACAAGGUCAAUUAUGAGAUUGAAGAGAAUGAUAACAAGUAUAUCGAUGAUCUCGAGAGCGGCAAGACGAGGUCGACUGGGAUCACGUUUACGGAGAAGAGCGCUACGGACGUUGGGAAAGAGUGGGCGCUUAAACAAGCUAGUACGUCCUCUCAAUCUUUUCAUGGCAUGGCUGACGGUGGUGUAGCCAAGCGAGUGAACAACAUGCACCUUCAGAACAUCGUCAUGCAACUACGCAAAAUCUCGUCCCAUCCCUACCUCUUUGAAUGGCCGAGCGACCCUACCACCGGCCAGCUGGUGGUCGACGACAAUCUGGUGAAUGCGAGCGGUAAGAUGCUCCUGUUGAACAGGCUCUUGGAUUCUUUGUUUGAGAGAGGACAUCGGGUGCUGUUGUUCAGUCAGUUUACGACCAUGCUCGACGUUAUCGAAGAUUGGGCGACAUCAUACAAAGGCUGGGAAGUCUGCCGUAUCGACGGCUCCACAUCACAAGAGUCCAGACGGGAACAGAUGGACUCGUAUAACGCUGGCAGAGACGACCCCGACGCUUGCAAAUUGUUCUUGUUGAGUACGAGAGCGGGCGGGUUGGGUAUCAAUCUCGUUUCGGCUGAUACUGUCAUCUUCUUUGACCAAGAUUGGAACCCGCAGAUGGACCUGCAAGCCCAAGACCGAGCCCACCGAAUCGGCCAAACCAAGCCCGUCCUCAUCUUCCGCCUCGUAUCCGCCCACACGAUCGAAUCCAAGAUCCUUCAACGCGCGGGCAACAAACGGAAACUCGAAGAGCUCGUCAUCUCGCAAGGCAAGUUUGGAGCGGGGGCGGGAGGGGCGGGAGGAGGAGGUGGGGGGAAGGAGACGGUGGCGGAGAUGGCGAAGGCGCUUUUGGCGUUGGAGGGGGAGGAGAUUAAUGUUGCUUCGAAGGAUGAUCAGAUCAUCAGUGACGCCGACCUCGACAUCCUCCUCGACCGUUCCUCCGCCGCUUUCGCCCGAGAAAAGGGCUGGUCUGCCGGUCUCGGCAAGACUGGCGCCGACGGUGGGGCAGAGCAGCUCAAGAAGGGCGAAAAGACAUUGUUUGAGGUGUUUGAGAGCGCAAAGGAAGGGGAGGGAGGGUUGAGUGGAAUGUUUGGGGGUACGGAGGAGGUGCAGUAG
Molecule: messenger RNA, 2604 nt
Organism: Cryptococcus wingfieldii CBS 7118
Lineage: Eukaryota; Fungi; Basidiomycota; Tremellomycetes; Tremellales; Cryptococcaceae
Product: helicase
Exons: 9
Coding region: 1-2604 (867 amino acids)
Cellular component (GO): nucleus
Molecular function (GO): ATP binding; DNA binding; ATP-dependent chromatin remodeler activity
Source: RefSeq, a predicted model, not a curated record